AUGCCAGUACAGUAUCAGCUGGCUGAUUCGUUUCUAACCGAAAAGCUAUCCGAAGAUGCAGUCCACUACAAACUCUACGAGCAGUCGAAGCCGCCUUCCGGACGGACUCCCACUAAUGAGGGCGAUGUGUUUAUCUUCAGCGAAGGAUCCGUGGUCUUCUGGAAUGUGAAGAAGGACGAUGCGGCCUCUUUUUUGAAAGUGCUCCAGCAGUACGCCGUUAAACCGUAUUCACAGUCUAUUGUCCAGGAUGAAGCGGAAUUUCUGGACUACUCUUUUACGGAUGGCCCUGGUGACGAGUACCGUGGUCGACCAGGAGUCCCGUCGGCAGCAGACGCUGCCAAACUGUCAUCCGACGGCCAUAUUCUGCUGCGGAAAUCCAUGGAGGUUGUCCAUCCCCAGUUGCUCAGUCUGAUCAAAUACGCCUUUUCCGACGCCACUGUGCUUUCUGUUAAGUUGGCUGUUUAUGAGGCUAUGCUGCAAGAAUACGUGGGAUCCAUCGAAAACGUCGCUGAGGACAUCAAAACAAACGGACGUGAUUAGCUUGUCGAAAGGUCAAGUGCUGCGUAAAACAGGGAGCUGUUCUUCCUCCGGCACUCCAUUAAUCUGGGCUCGAAUAUGCUGGAUCCACCUGAUUUCUACUGGGAUCGUGAAGAUUUGGAAGCUGAAGAUUUGGAAGCACUGUACCGUGCCAUGUGCACGUAUCUUAACAUCGGUCGGCGUACACGCAUUUUCAACGAAAAACUUAACCACUGUUAUUCUUUGGUAGAGCUGUUGCGUGACCAUCUGAACAACCAGCACCAUGUUCGAUUAGAGCUGAUGAUUAUUGCGCUCAUUUGCGUGGAAGUGUUAUUUGAAUUCUUGCAUUAUGCCGAGAAGUACAUGAGCACGGCUCCGUGAUUUUGUAUAUUUUUUUACGAGUCAGUGUUUUCUUAGUUUUUUAUCGUUUUAUUGUGAUCUUGAAUAAAGCAGACU
Molecule: messenger RNA, 972 nt
Organism: Paramacrobiotus metropolitanus
Lineage: Eukaryota; Metazoa; Tardigrada; Eutardigrada; Parachela; Macrobiotidae
Product: required for meiotic nuclear division protein 1 homolog
Exons: 5
Biological process (GO): positive regulation of mitochondrial translation
Source: RefSeq, a predicted model, not a curated record